Lolium rigidum is the source of this 1578-nucleotide messenger RNA. RefSeq lists its product as uncharacterized. Gene Ontology annotation, molecular function: deSUMOylase activity. The record is from RefSeq and is a predicted model, not a curated record. Gene Ontology annotation, cellular component: nucleus. The transcript has 6 exons. Lineage: Eukaryota; Viridiplantae; Streptophyta; Magnoliopsida; Poales; Poaceae. Gene Ontology annotation, biological process: protein desumoylation. Bases 564 to 1292 code for a protein of 242 amino acids.
UGGAUUUCUGAUCAAUGAACAAUUUUUUUUGGUAGAAAGAAGGCAAUGUUAGAGACGACAGGUUAUCACCAAAUCCUCCGUUCGAUGCAUCUACAAGAUCAACAGGUCAGGCUGCUGCAACAACACCCGCUGGUGAUCACGUGGUGCAAAACAAGCCAUUGGAGAAAGAUGUCACCGACCAAACCACACCAUCUCCAAAGCCUGUAUUCGACAAUGAUUACAAGUUGACGGACGAAGACAUAGAGGUGGCAGCUUUCCUCCGCCAAAGUUACGAAGAUGCUGAUGUAGUUGACGUCGGAGAGACGGUGCUUAAAGUUCAUCACCUAAAGCAAAAUGUCAUAAAAAAAUUCAUUUUCGAUGAGGUUAUUCAUGCAUAUGCCCACAUUAGUAAUAUAGAGACUGAUACUACAUCAGUUCUAUACCCCAAAGAUACCAGGAAGCUGUUACAAUCAUACGGAGGUACUGCUCGGGCACAUGGUCCCAGCGAAAGCAAUUGGCUUGCUCGUAUAGCAAAAAAAUGUGUGGGACGCCGAACGGUUCGAAUCCCGUUCAAUGUAAACAAUAUGCACUGGCAUCUACUUGUGUUGAAUUUCGACAAAGAAGAGAUUCAAGUCCUCAACUCUCUGCCGCUUAUUCGUGACGAGGCCAAAGAAACUACACUGGUGGAGUGCAUUCAGACAUGCAUCAUAGAAGCAGUCCAGGGCGGCUUGGUACAAACACCAGGUCCCAUCAACAUUACAGAGUGGAAGAAAGUAUGCUAUACAAACAUCCCACAACAGGAGGAUGGCUAUUCUUGCGGGUCAUACACUCUGAAAUACAUGUUGUAUUGGGACGGGGAAAAGAUGACCGAUGAUUUCACACAGGCACAAAUUCAUAUUUUCAACUGGAAAAUAUGUACAAGCCUUCUACGUUCAGAUUGUAACACGCUUCGACUAGAAUCCUAUGAGAAACCUAUACUGAAGAAGGCCUACAAAGCUAGAAUGGCAAAGCUUGACAAAGACAAUGCUGCAGAUGAUGACAUCCAGGUAAUCAGCAAUCCAAAUGAUGCCAGCAAAAAUGAAGAAAGCCCUCCAAAUGAUGCCAGCAUAAAGGAAAUCAGCCCUCCAAGGCCAAUUGGCAGCCAAAAGCGGAAACGCGGGCGUCCAAGGAAGAUUGAAACUCUUAAACCUACUAAUCCUGUAAAGGAUCAAUAUAAAUUAACCACAGAUGCUGUCACUGGGCUUGUGGAGGGAAGAGCACGCAGGAAAUCAAAUCCUGGGCCCCAACAGGUGAGCCCAUACAAGGAACUAUGAAACUCACAGGGAGUGGCUGUCAAGGGUAGUUUCAGAUGAGCUGCUCUUAUAGCAUGUGACAAUUUAGACACAGUUAUGUUCUUCAAUCUAUGCCUAUACUUAAGUUCUGCCAUUUUGUCAUAUUGCUGGUAAACUUUGUAAUUUUAAGUUCGAAACGAUCUGGAGAGUUGUUACAUUUUAAUGUAAGCCAUUUGUUUGGCUUGACUAUUCUACAUGACUACUCAAUGCUGCAGUGUUGUUGGUGUGUUAUUCAAAAUUAUCCUCGAAUCUCGAGUUAAGCGGAACU